Molecule: messenger RNA, 3045 nt
Organism: Chlorella variabilis
Lineage: Eukaryota; Viridiplantae; Chlorophyta; Trebouxiophyceae; Chlorellales; Chlorellaceae
Exons: 11
Coding region: 1-3045 (1014 amino acids)
Biological process (GO): phosphatidylinositol metabolic process
Molecular function (GO): phosphatidylinositol kinase activity
Source: RefSeq, a predicted model, not a curated record
AUGAUGCUCAAGUAUGUGCGCCACGCCGAGGCUAACCCCGAGACCCUGCUCACCCGCUUCUACGGCGUGCACCGCGUCAAGCCCUCGCACGGCCGCAAGGUGCGGUUUGUGGUGAUGAACAACGUCUUUCGCACUGACCUGGACCUUCACCGCAAGUACGACCUCAAGGGCUCCACCUACGGCCGCACCGCGGGCCCCCGCCCCAGCUCCGCGGCCAUCUGCAAGGAUCUCGACCUGGAUGUGUGCUUCAAGGUCGACCCCAAGCUGCAGGCCAGGGUGGCCGCGCAGCUGGCGGCGGACGCUGCUUUCUUGGAGGAGAUCCGGGUGAUGGACUAUUCUAUGCUGCUGGGGGUGCACCGCAGGCACCUGGGAGAGACCAGCGCCUCGCCGCUCAAUACCGACAAGGAGGACGACGAUGCGUACCUGUCGGCUGAGGAGGCGGCGGGACUGGAUGAGGCGGAGGGCAGCGACGAGGGCAGCGAGGAGGAGGAGGGGGAGGGGUCGUACGCUUUCCACCCAGCCUCCAGCGCCAGCCUGCUGCCACCCACCUCCUCCGGUAGCCUCCUGCCGGCCACGUCGAGCGGCAGCUUUGCGGGGCCGCCGGCCGCGCUGCGUCAGGCGGCAGACAGCCGGCGGGCGCGGCGCUCCUCCUCAGGCCUGGCGGUGGCGCCCACCCCAGACACCGACGCCGACGUCAUGCGCAGCGUGCACAGCAUGACGGUGGAGCAGCAGGCGCAGCAGCUGUCGCCCAGACCCGAGAGCCGCAGCCCGUCCUUCCUCCUCAAAGGCGCCUGGCGCUCCUUCACCGCCGGCAGCGGGCAACGGCGCGGCUCGCAGCCGCAGCUGGCGCCCGCGCUGGGGCAGCAGCCCGGCCAGACGCAGCAGCCGCCUGCCUCUGCACAGAUCACGCCUCGAGUGCAGCCCUCCAUCCUGCCCACGCCGCGCAUGGCCGCCGCCGCCCCGGUACCGCAGCUGCUGCCCAACGGCAGCAGCAGAUUGCAGCCGCCGGCGGCGGCUUCGCCGGGCAUCGGCGCUGCGCUGCGUGCCGCCGCCGCCUUCGAGGCAGACGCGGGCGGCGAGGCGGCGGCCGAUGCGGCGCCUGCGCAGCCGGCGAUGAAUGGCGAGGCAGGCGGCCGGCGGCAGGCCAAGGCGCGGCAGGCGGAGCCGCGCUUGGAGCAGCAGCUGGCGCAGCAGCUGGCGCAGCAGCUGCGGCUGGAGGAGGGGCAGGAGGCGGCGGCGGGGGAGCAGCUUGACCCGCUGCCUACCUGGCGGUCUGAUGCGGUGCAGCUUCCCGAGCAGUUCCUCCUGCCAGACGGUAUCCCGGUAUCCCCCACCGCCAGCCUGGAUACCACCGGCAGCAUGCACCGGGGCCGCGGCAGGCAAGCGUGGCUGCUGCGCCUGAGCCGCCGCGCGUUGCAUGCGGCGAUCGCCGCGCCGGCUCUAGGCUCCAUCCUUGAGCAGCCCGGAUCUGGGCGGGAGCAGGAGCAGGAGGAGGAGCCGCAGGCUGGGGAGGAGCGGCAGCGGCAGGGCGAGGCGGCGCAGGCAGCAGCGGCAGACGCGGCAGCGGGAGCGGGCGGCGGCGGGGAGCCAGGAUCAGCGAGCGAGAGCACACCGCAGCCGGGAGCGCCAGCCUACCACCCCCACCGAGCGCCCUUUGGCGGCAGCACCGCCUCGCCGCAGCCGCCGCUGGUGGCGGCGGCGGCGGCAGUAGACGCCUCCCCGGCCAGCAGCCUGGCCAGCAGCGCCGCCACCAUGCCCACCUCUGCAUUUGCCUCGGCGGCGGCGCCGCGCGGCCUGCCGCUGCCGGGCGGCGUGCCGCGCAUCGCGCUGCAGGCGGUGCCGCAGCCCUCGCUGCAGCCGGCAGGGGAGAGCAACGACUGGAUGGAGUAUGCUCAGAGCGUGAGCGAUGCGGGGCUGUCGGGGCACGGCUCCGACCUGCGCAGCAGCAGCCGGCGCCAGCGCAGCGCCACCCCCGACAGCGACGCCGCCUCCACACCCAUCUCCAGCUACCGCCGCCACACCACCCCGCUGCCCGCCGGCGGCGGCAUCGUAGACGUCAGCCGUCUGCUGCAGCAGGGUGGCAGCCCCAGCCCGCCUGUGGCGCCCAGCGGCCGCGGCCCGGCCUCGGCGCCCGCCACCUCGCGGCCGCCGGCAGCGGUGUCGACAGGGGGCAGCGGCGGCGGCGCCGUCCACCGCUUGGCGCACGCGGCAGGGCCCGAGCCGCCGCCGCCGCCGUCUGGCAGCGCGACGGCGCGUCCGGCGGCGGCCGACAGCGCCUCCGAAGCGCCCUCCCCCGACCAGCCGACCCCCGCCAGCGGCGGCAGCCGCGGCCGCGACGGCACGGGCCUGGCGCGCACUGCCAGCGCGCCCGCCGGCGCGCUGCUGGCGGCGGCGACGGUGGAGGGGCAGCGCCGCCACCUGGCGCACCACCGCGGCAUGAGCAUGGUGGUGGGCAGGGAGGCAUCGGUGGUGGACCUGGCUUCGCCCGAGGCAGCGGCGGUGGCUGGUCGCAUCACCACACGCCUCCCCCGCAAGGUCACCGACCAGCUGGUGCAGGACCUGGUGAAGCUGGCGCGGUACCGCAUGGUGGGGGCAAUAUCCCACUCCCCCUCGGCCCGCCAGAGCCGCGUGCCCACCACCGUGCUGGCUGCCCGCCACAUGCGGCGCAGCAGCGGCGGCGCCUCCCCCCACGCCCACCACCACCACCACUCCUCCCAGGAUGAGGCAGGCGCGGUGACCCCCGGGGGCCCAGGGGCAGGGCCAGGGGAGGAGGCGGCGCCGCCGCCGCGCCUGGGCAUGGGCAUGCCGGCGGUGGCUGUGAGCCAGCAGGCGGGGCAGGGGCCGGAGGAGGUGGUGCUGUUCUUCGGCAUCAUCGACUUCCUGCAGGAGUACAACAUGCGCAAGAUGCUGGAGCACUCGUUCAAGGCGGUGGUGCAGGACGCCAAGGGCAUCUCGGUGGUGGAGCCGCGUGCCUACGCCAAGCGCUUCCUAAAGUUCAUGGACCGAGUGUUUCCGCCGCCCGGCAGCAGCGGCAGCAAUGCCUAG